This is a messenger RNA of Arachis stenosperma, 1029 nucleotides long. Its product is annotated as ras-related protein RABD2a-like. The transcript is spliced from 8 exons. The record is from RefSeq and is a predicted model, not a curated record. Gene Ontology annotation, molecular function: GTPase activity; GTP binding. Bases 242 to 850 code for a protein of 202 amino acids. NCBI's taxonomy places the organism in Eukaryota, Viridiplantae, Streptophyta, Magnoliopsida, Fabales, Fabaceae.
GUUUACUUCAGGUUCUGGUAUUCCUCCACGCGUUUUAUUCAUUCAAAUCAAAGCAACAAACAAAAGCGAAAGAAGUAACCAAAACUAACUCAUAACACAAACAACCAAGAAUCGAAGACUUUCUGCUUUCCGUUAUUCUUUUUCUGACGCUUUUCGUGGAUAAGCACCGCCGCCGCACCAUCACCGCAAGCUUAAUCUCCGGUCACCACCCUCCGAUUCGUGAAUUCGCUUUUACCCGGAAAUGAAUCCCGAAUAUGAUUAUCUGUUCAAGCUCCUUCUUAUUGGAGACUCGGGUGUUGGAAAAUCAUGUCUUCUUCUGAGAUUUGCCGAUGAUUCAUACAUUGAGAGCUACAUAAGCACCAUUGGAGUUGAUUUUAAAAUACGUACUGUUGAGCAGGAUGGAAAAACCAUUAAACUCCAAAUUUGGGACACAGCUGGCCAAGAACGAUUCAGGACAAUCACCAGUAGCUACUACCGCGGGGCACAUGGCAUCAUUAUUGUUUAUGAUGUGACAGACGAAGAGAGCUUCAACAAUGUGAAGCAGUGGCUCAGUGAAAUCGACCGUUACGCCAGUGAUAAUGUUAACAAACUUUUGGUUGGCAACAAGUGUGAUCUGACAUCAAACAGAGCUGUGUCAUAUGAAACAGCCAAAGCAUUCGCAGAUGAAAUAGGCAUUCCUUUCAUGGAAACAAGUGCAAAAGAUGCUACAAAUGUUGAACAGGCAUUCAUGGCCAUGUCUGCUUCCAUCAAGACAAGAAUGGCAAGCCAACCUGCAAACAAUGCAAGGCCUCCAACAGUGCAGAUCAGAGGACAGCCAGUUCAGCAGAGCAGUGGUUGCUGCUCAUCCUAACUACAAAAAGGGUUAUUUAGAUCCAUUUCAUUUUCUCUGCUUCUCACCCUCCAUUGUAUUGUUUGUAAGAUUUUUUCCCUUUCUUUCUAAUUUUUCUUAAUAGUGGACCAAUUUCAGAAUUCGUUUGUGGUUUGGAAUUGACCUAGAUGAUCCAAUUCUUUAAAUAUACUUGAAAAUGA